Messenger RNA from Drosophila grimshawi, 741 nucleotides. It is a transcript of the gene Arl6, whose product is annotated as ADP-ribosylation factor-like protein 6. Gene Ontology annotation, molecular function: GTP binding; GTPase activity. Gene Ontology annotation, cellular component: cytoplasm; axoneme. Bases 25 to 690 code for a protein of 221 amino acids. Gene Ontology annotation, biological process: intracellular protein transport; protein localization to cilium; cilium assembly. The transcript is spliced from 3 exons. The record is from RefSeq and is a predicted model, not a curated record. NCBI's taxonomy places the organism in Eukaryota, Metazoa, Arthropoda, Insecta, Diptera, Drosophilidae.
GAAAAUAGAUAAUAAAGACGUAAAAUGGGAAUGCUGCACAAUUUGUCCGAUUUGAUAAAGGUGAAGCGAGAUAAAAUGACAAUAUUAGUAUUAGGCCUAAACAACAGUGGUAAAUCGACAAUAAUAAAUCAUUUCAAGAAAUCCAACGAACAGUCCGCGAUAAUGGUGCCAACAGUUGGAUUUCUAAUCGAACAAUUUUACAGUAAGCAUCUAAAUUUGAUAUAUAAAAUUAAUACUUAUAAAUAUAUAUUUUCUAUAGCCAUGGGCGUUAGCAUCAAGGCAAUAGAUAUGUCCGGUGCGACGAGAUAUCGAAAUUUGUGGGAACAUCAAUUCAAGAAUUGUCAGGGGAUUAUCUAUGUAAUUGACUCCAGUGAUCGGAUGCGAUUUGUGGUUGUCAAAGAUGAAUUGGAUCUGGUGCUACAACAUCCCGAUCUUUGUAAUCGCAUAGUGCCCAUACUUUUCUAUGGCAACAAAUCGGAUCUUGACGAUUCGCUUUCGAAUGUUAAAAUUGCGGCAGCUCUGGGUCUGGAGAACAUUAAAGAGAAACCGUGGCACAUUUGUUCGAGCAACGCAGUUUCUGGCGAAGGCUUGGACGAAGGCGUCCAGUGGCUGGUUCAACAAAUACGAUUCGCCAUAAUGAGCAACCGAAAGGGUGGCAAAUUGAAGUCAAGUCAAAAGAAUAAAUAUUAGAACAAUAUACAUUUCCAAAAUGUUACUAAGACUAACUGCAUUAAAUUGAUC